Molecule: messenger RNA, 423 nt
Organism: Macrosiphum euphorbiae (potato aphid)
Lineage: Eukaryota; Metazoa; Arthropoda; Insecta; Hemiptera; Aphididae
Source: the annotation of a GenBank genome assembly
AUGGCGGAACUAUCGACACCGCUUGGCGACGAAUCGGGUGGUGAGCGUGAGUUUUUAACACUUUUGAUAACUUUAUAUCGUGAUCAUCCUGAACUAUGGCAAUUGAGAUCAAAAGAUUAUUUCAAUAAAAAUAAAAAAGCUAAAGCACUCCAAACAAUUGUGGACACUUUGAAGCCGUAUAAAUCUGAUUUCACAGUAGAGAAAUUAAAACAAAAAAUUAAUAUAUUGCGCACUAAUUUUAACAAAUGCUACAAGGCGAUUGAAAAUAAGAAACGGUCAGGUGCAUCAGUGGACGAUAUUCCAGAACCCAACGUAUGGUAUUACAACGAACUGCUGUUUAUCAAGGACCAAGUCGAGAUAGCAGAAACUCAAUCUUCCGAGGUUAGUAAACAUCAAAUAUAUUUUAUUUAUUUAUGUGUAUAA